AAAUGUUAAGUGUUUGCAGGCAGCCAAUAAAGAAGAGAUCAGCAGCCCGACUGACUCACCGGCAGGAAAUCUGGAGCUGCGUCUGGAUCAGCUCAGAGCCGACUCACGCCUGGGACCGCGGCAGUUUCACUCCAUCAUUCCAUCGGUUCAUGUUUCUGUUUCCAGAGCCAGCCAUCAAGAAAUGGCCAAUCCAUUACCUGUGGUAGGCCAGGAAGAUUUGGAAAGCUUUACCUUGACCAGGACAGGCUCAGGCUUUGCACUCAAAGCCUUUCAUAUUUCCUGGAACACUCCCAUCUCUGUGAAGCUGCUGGCCAGCCAGGACACUACAGACAGGGAGUGGAAGUUGCUACUUCAGGACAUAGCAAGUGUCAGAUGCUACGAGUCUGAACAUCUCCUGCCUUUGCUUGGGAUUUACCAGUGCCAUGGACUUGUGGGGAUAGUGACUGAAUGGAUGAACAAUGGAUCCCUCCACUCCCUCAUCCAUGAGCAUCAGCUGUACCCAGAGCUUCCCUUUCCCUUACUCAUAAGGAUCCUGUCGGAUGUGGCUGAAGGGCUGCAUCAUCUUCACAGCCUCGAAGCUGCUCUCUGCCACUGCAGCCUGAAACCUUCCAAUGUGCUUUUGGAUGUGCAGUACAGAGCCAAGAUAUCAGAUUAUGGCCUAACCAACUGGAAGAAACAGCAACUGAGGUCAGACCUGCAGAAUUGCCAGCAGAGAAACUGCCAGGAUUUAGUGUAUCUUCCCCCUGAAAUACUUGAAGGAGGCCUCCCUUCCCAGAAAGGUGAUAUUUACAGUUUUGGAAUCCUGUGUUGGGAGAGCCUCAGCAGACGGAAACCUUUCGAAGGUCAAACAAACCUGCUUGAUGUUUUGAGAGGAAUCUGCAGCAGCUUGCGGCCAGGCAUUUCAGAAAAGUUCAUACCAAGCAAUUUGCCUGAGAGGAAUAGACUAUUAAACCUCAUUGCUCUGUGCUGGCAUCAAGAACCAGAUUAUAGACCACAUACUGCAGAAUGUGUACAUCUUCUAAAUGGAGUUUUGAGUAGUUUAAAUAAGGAAGUAAUUUCUGCAGCAAUCUACAAUUUGAUGGAUGCAAAGGAGAGAGCGCUUAAUGCAUGCAAAGGCUCGGAGACCUACACGCUGCAGAGAGGCACGUGCAAUUCAGAGAUCAUCUGUCCACAAAAAAACAACUGUUUAAUCAGCAAGAAAAUUCCUCUUCUAGUGCCAAGUUUGUCCACUGUUCUACUUGAUAGCAGUGCAAAUACAGCAGGAAGAGAUAAUAUUGAGAUGGGUCACCCAGGCUCUGAGAGAAGAAAAUCAAGCUCUUUUUGCACAAAUCCUUCAUCUGUUUCAGCUGCAGACAAAGAGAGCCGUCAACAUAAUUCCCCAGCACUGAUUCUUCAGCACAGACCACAACCAAUGCACCUUGGACAGGCAGUGACAGGUCCUUGCAGCAAAGGAAACUGCUGUCAAAUCCUUGCUUGCCAGAGGCAGAGCAUACUGAAGUGCAUGACAGAGGGACGCCUCAACCACAUCCUGGACGUGCUGCGCUCGCGGCAGGCGCUGUCGCGGGUGGAUUAUGAGAGCAUCACCUCCUGCCCCACGGUGACCGGCCGCGCUCGGGCGCUGCUGGACACCUGCCUGUGCCUCGGGGAGAGGGCAGCACAAGCUGUAGUGACUGCCCUGUCAGUGAGCAAAUCCUGUCCUCUGGGACAAAUCACUCGCCCAGACUGUCCUUCCAAGGUAAACAGGCUGUUGUUACUGAUUUUUUUUCAGUCUGUUUAUGCAUCUGAACUGUAGUUAUUUGUGAUGGCAAGGAUUCAUGUUGGCGUCUCACAACCCAUUGACCAAAGGUAAUUCUUCCUGCAGCCCAUUAUUUGAGUACUGUAGUGAAAAAAGCUAACUGGAUUAAAAGGUCAAGACAACUGCUGCCAACAGAAAUUGCCAAGACUGCUAUAACAAAUCCUGAUUUGGACCUCAGAGAUGGGGAAAGUGCAAUAUGUGCCAGAGCAAACAGGGCUCAAGUGAGAUGACACCUUAUUUCCUUGAUUUUUUUUUUUAGUUUUUUUAGAAGGGAGGAAAAUUAAUCAUGACCUUUUGGAGGUCACAGUAUGGAAGAAUGGUUAUUUAUAAAUACUUCCAAAUAAGGAUAGUGAACAACAGAAUACUGGAGGAGAAAAAAUUUACUGCCUUUCACUGCAUUCGUAUCUGAGCAAGCUGUUACAGUGAAAGGCUUCAGAGAAUCAAGAACUAUUUCUUCAGUAAGGCCUUAAGUAAGACUUGGAAGUUUUAUAUUAUGCAUAUAAAUUACUUCCUUUUCCUCACAAAUGGUCAUAUGAAAAUACAUCAGUACUUUGGAAAUGUGGGACUUGGAGUACUCAUUAAAUGGAGAAACAUUAAUACUUUACAUCCCUGUAUCCCUCUAAACAUGUCUGCAGCUCAAAUGUAAAAUGAAACCAGGCAGAAGUGCCAAGCUGAUAAUUUUGAAGUGGUGGUUCUGCUGAACUGUUGUCAUGGUUGUACUCUAAUGGGAGACAGCCUGGGAUUACUGGGAGGUUUUCUUGUUCUGGCCUGGACUCGCCCACGGUCACAGAUUCCUCCUGCUGCUUGAACUCAUCCGAAGGGUCAUGGACCCCUUUGACUUGAGUUCACAUCGAGUUCCCGUCUGUCCAGUACAGCAGCACAGAAAUAUCAGAAUGUUCCCAGGCACAGUGGAGGAAGAUAAGUGGUACAACAGGCAGUGAAAACAACCCAGCCACUAACAAGCACCAGACAAUUGCGUACAGAAGGCAAACAAGUCCCAUGGCAAGCACAGGAGUCUGUCAACAGAUCAACAGCAGCUACAAAUGUGAUCCAGCACAUUCCAGUAAAAUCUGUUGUUACCUUGAACCCUUCAAGCCUCACGCUGGAUGCUAAAAAGAACAUUUGUCCCAGCAGACAACUAUGCUCCACAACAGUAAAGUGAGAAAACGUGUUGGUUGAGAGCCAGACAAUUUAACAGGUAAAGCAAAAGCUGCACACAAGCAAAGGAAAAUGUGGAAUUAAUUCACCACUUGCCAAAGGCAGGCAGGUGUCCAGCCAUAUUCAGGAAAGCUGGGCUCCAUCCCAUUAAUGGUUACUUAAGAAGACAUAUGCCCUCACUCCAAAUGUCCUCUGCUUCCUCCUCUAGCUGAGCUUGAUUUCACAUGGCCUGGAGUAUCCCUUUGGCCAGCUGUGGUCAGUUGUCCCAGCUCGUCCUCCCCCAGCUCCUUGUGCACCCCCAGCCUCCUCCUUGGUGUGGUGAGGGGCAGAAAGGCCUUGGCUCUGUGUGAGCUCUGCCCAGCAAUAACAAAACAUCCCUGAAUUGUCAAUGCUGUUUUCAGUACAAAUUCAAAAUACAGCCCCAUAUGAGCUCCUAUGGAUAAAAUUAACUCUAUCCCAGCAAAAACCAGCAUAAUUUGAAAGAGAAGUAAUAGGAUUACUUUAUUCAUAAUGAAAAGAAUGAUAUAAGGUGCUGGUUUUUUAAAGGCCCAGUGAGGUUUCUUCAAGCUUCAUAGCAUCAGAUUAACAUGAGCACUUGUUACACCAUCUACAGGUAUUUCAAAUGCAAAACCAUGUUAUUUGUUUCACUAUGUUGCUUUUGUUCUCUCUGCAGUUUCAAAGUUCUCAUAGAAUUCAGUUGUUUGGCUGAUUGCAAAUGCAGUAAUGAUGUGUUGUCUAGGCACAAUUAAGAAAUAAGAAAUGUGUUACAUCAAGAUUUCCAGCAACAAUACUGCUGGAACCAUAAACUUUUUUUUUUUUUAACAUAACUUCAUUGACCUUUGAGACUUCCUUGAAUUAAAAUAUUGUUAUAAUUAAAAGCAAUGUCUAUCAGAAUAUGUUGACAAUAUUUUUUAAUUAAAGGAGCUAAAUAUCUAUUUCACAGUUGAAUUUUUUUUCACUUUAAAUAGGAAAUUUCAACAGUCUCUGCUAAAAAAGGAUGUCUUGCUUGUGAGGAAAGUGCUUCUGAGGAAAACUGCUGCCAUGGUGUUUUGCCUUCUUAGAAGCAUAAGAUACUCAGUAAAAGAGAUAAACAUUUGCCUGCUGGAAAUAGUUACAGACAUUUAAAAGAUAAAUUAGCAAUACUGUUGAAACCUAAUAGCAGCUUUCAAAAUCAUUCCCUUUAGUUGUUCUGCUGGAUGCUUUAUAUUCCUGUGAGAGAUGUGCUGGCUGGCAGGCUAUGCUGAAUUUUUGUCAUUGUGGUUUUGACACAGGAACAGUUUUGGCUCUUCUCAAGUAGGCAGCUGUUUCUAGAAAAUACAAUCUGAUGCCAAACCUAAGCCCAGUCUUAACUGUUAAUAGAAGAACUGGCAUCAAAACAGUGGGAGCACAAGCCGUCUGCUUUUCCAGUGUGGUAUUUUUGAAGGGAUGGUACACGUUCGUUGAAAUGAAACUGUUGUUGAUAUAAAAAGUUUUGCUACCAAACUAAAACACAAACUAGACCCGCAACUAGCAGCCUUUUUUCUCACCAAAAAUACAUACUCUCCUAAGGCCUAUAGUGUGAGCUGUUAAAAACGUCUCAUGUUGAUCACUGGUGUGAAAUAUCAAACUGCUGAAAGCUUAUGGUAUUUUGCUCCUGCCCAAGCUUGUUUGUUAGGCAAGAGUUCUAUGGUCCUCACCUCUGUUUUCUGCAGUUAUCUUGAUAUUACAAAACAGUGUAGAAUAAAUAGCACUGAGCAGGAGUGAAGAUAGAAGAAUCAAACUGUUCUUUAAUAUCUACAGGAAGAAACAAGACUUGAAUGUGAAGAACAACUGGAGUUGCAGGAAGGAAAUAUGAAACCUGGGUAUCUCUAGAAAACAGCAAGGAAAAUAAUAAAACUUCAGGACAACUCACUUUAGGACUGAUCAUAUAAACUGAUUAGUAAAACUCUGUUGCAGUUACUCAGAAAAGAAUUAAUAGACAUUAAAAAUGACAAGCUAUACAAAUUUUAUGAAGCUAUUUAAACUUAUCAAAGGAAAAUUUAUUAAAGGAAUGGUGAGUAGAGUAGGCAGAUGUUUAUUUUUCUGAUGUAUUGAAAUGUAAUUUUAUUCUUGAUUGCAAUUGGUUACAGCUAUCUUUUGCUGAUUUGCAAAAAGAUUUGCAAAGGGACAGUCGUCCCUUGCCCUUUGUCCUAACUAUACCACGCUUUUAUCUGAGAUGGGAUGGUUUCUGCAGUGUAAGAAUGUCUGCACUAGAAUUUGUUUGAUUUGUGGAAAAUUAAUCUGAGGCGCUGGAAUUAAAUGUUUAAGAGAUUAAGUCCUUCCAGUAGAGAGCAAGGCAAACAAAGCUGUAAAUACCACUCAAAUGUUGUUACCAGUGCCUGUUAAAAACAGUUCCAUAACAAGUGCAUAUUUAUAAAAUACUAAUCUACAAAAUUUCAAAAAAUGCAUUAAUGGAUUGCUAACAUAUACAGAUUAAUUUUACACCACAUAAGCGGUCUAAAAUGCACAAAGCCUAAAGCACUAAUGAAAACAUACCAAACCUCAAAGGUUCUUAUUUUAUUGUUUCAAGUCUGAAUCCUACAUAACCUUGUAAAAUUCUCAUGCUUGCCCAGGCUUGGUCAUUUGAGCAUCAUAUGUGAAGAUUUUUAUGGAAGAUUAAGUGCAUAAAUUAGUACUUGUGGGCCUGGUACGUUAGGGAAGGACCCAAACAUGAUCAAGACACGCACAGAAAAUUUAGAUUUCUUUAUUGCUGUUUAUUGAUUUCAGAGCUAUACAGCUAUUAACUAUGCUCUCCUCCAGUAAUACAUAUUGUCUCCAGGAUUGCUGGGGUCUUUUAUGCCUCAGGAAUCUUGCCUUGCACUAUAUUCCCUUUCAUUCUUUUCCUCCACACAGCAGUGCCCAGCCCUCCCCCACUUUGCAAAAUACUUUACUGGUGCUCAAAAGACCCUAGCACAAUUGGAUUUUGUUCCUUUCCUAGAGAAGCAAUUCCUUCAUUGCCUGCCUGGAACUACAUUCCCUUGACGGAGCACAUGGUUGACUUGACAGAUGGUAUGUCAGCUGAGUUAAACAAAACUCCUAGAUUUUGAAGGUAAAUCCACCAUAAAUUAAACUACCUGACAAGGCUGAAAAGAACAUAUUUAAUGAUUUAACUGGGUUACAUUAAAUUCAGCACAGCUGCAAGAACCAUGUUAAUUGUAAGAAUUUUGCUUAACCCCACAAAAAUGGUAGAUCAGAAGCUUAGACUUAACUAUUUCCAGCUCUUGUGCUGAUGUGAUUUGUGGUCAAUUUUUUAUUUCCUGCCUUUAUUUCUCUUUGCCAAGAAUACACGUCAAGUAAUAUUACAGAAUUCUGUAGCCUCAAACUGCCAUUUUCCUUGGGCUUUAAGAAUGACCUUUCUUCUUUCAGAGAAGACAUGCAUCAGUUAAAGAAUUUCCGGACUCCUUCAACUUGGAUCAAUUAAAUGGCAGUAAUUUAGAAUAAGGACUUGCCCUUUAAAAUGUGGUAACAUGCCAAAGUAUCUCAACACCUAUUUCCAACUGCUGUACUUGAACCUUCCACAAAGCAAAAGCAAUGUUCAUACAAGCAGAAAGCGUGCCUGAAUUUUACCCUUUCAGCAGUAACCUGGCUGUACUUUAGAAAGUUCAGUACAGUUAGUUCUUUCUUUAGAUACCAAGAAAAAAUGUGCCAUAUUAGUUAACAGAAUGACUACUAACAUUAAAUUUAUUGUCCUUUGGCCAAAAAGGGCUCAAAGGUUUUUUUCCAGUUCAUUAGAACAUUAUCUGGUGGGGGGAAAAAAUGAGAAAAAUUACUAAGGAAUGCACCUGGUAAAUAGUAAAAAAAAAAAACAAUUGUAUGAGAAUUUUGACCUUGUAACAGCUACAAAAUAUGUUCCCAAGAAAGCUGUUUUUCUGCCACUUCCAUGUGCUAUGAUAAGCUUGUGACACAGAAGAGCAGGGGGGUGGAAGGAGAGCACGGUGUGCUCACCUGUGUGUGCCAGGCACCAAAGGAGCCCUUCCUUGUUUGCCAUUCCCUGCGGGCAGCGCUGUGGCUGCCAGAGAACAAUGCUCAGCUCUGAGCAUAGACUCAGGAGAAUCCAGAAGAGAGGAAAGCUUGAUCAGCAGUGAGGAAACCUCAGGUUAGGGACAAGCUGAUAAAAUUGUGUGUGUUUGGUCUAGCAAACGAGAUGAAGGGCACACAAGAGAGUCUGGAAUGGAGGCACUGAACAUGCAGUAAGGAAACAGAGUACCCGGUGUGUUCUUGUGCUUUGUCCUUCUGAACUGGCUUUCAAGCAGGGGCUUAAAAAAGUUUUAAAGGCCAUCAUAAAGAUAGGCUCCUUCCCUAUACCCAGAGAAAUGAGCAAUAUCCAUGGAACUUUCUUUUACCUGAUUGAGAGUUCUUUAGUUGACAAAAUUCAUGCAAACAACAGUGAUUUACUAAACCUUUUCCUUCAGCCUGUUCAAUUUAUUUAUGCAAGCUAUAAAAGCUGAAGUGAUUUAAGGGAACAAAUAACAUGGUUUUGCUUGGAGCUAAAUAACAUGGAUAUUUAUAGCUGCUCUGUAACUCAAUCACUAUUUAUUCCACUAACACCCACCUGUGAAGGCAUGGGUCUGUUAUCAAGUCAGCUGUCAGGACAACGGAAUAGAGAUAACUUGAAUUAAAGAGCCCUGGAAAUUAUUUCUACCCUUUACAGUGUUGCUAUGAAUUCUUAAAAGAAAAGAAGGAUCUCCUUUAUUUUUUCUUCUCAGCAGAUUGUGGUUGGUCAUCUUCUCUCAAAUACAAUGAAAAUGUUUCCAUUUUUAUUAAAAUGCAAUCUUUAUCCAGCAAGAUUUCUGUCCAGUCUAUUAAGUGUUGGAUGAGAGAGCU
Taeniopygia guttata (zebra finch) is the source of this 7795-nucleotide messenger RNA. Its product is annotated as receptor-interacting serine/threonine-protein kinase 2-like. Gene Ontology annotation, molecular function: ATP binding; JUN kinase kinase kinase activity. Gene Ontology annotation, biological process: regulation of apoptotic process; protein phosphorylation. The record is from RefSeq and is a predicted model, not a curated record. NCBI's taxonomy places the organism in Eukaryota, Metazoa, Chordata, Aves, Passeriformes, Estrildidae.